Molecule: messenger RNA, 2596 nt
Organism: Drosophila obscura
Lineage: Eukaryota; Metazoa; Arthropoda; Insecta; Diptera; Drosophilidae
Product: feline leukemia virus subgroup C receptor-related protein 2
Exons: 10
Coding region: 577-2034 (485 amino acids)
Biological process (GO): transmembrane transport; heme export
Cellular component (GO): membrane
Molecular function (GO): heme binding; heme transmembrane transporter activity
Source: RefSeq, a predicted model, not a curated record
AGCGAAGCCAAGCAGCGGAGCAGCAGCAGCAAAAAAGGGAAACGAGGGAACGCUUUGCGAGUCCUGUGCAAACAAACAUUCAGACCGUGAAUACCAAGUACACGUGGGUUCAUCCAGAAAGUUGUGGUGUGGCACAGCCAAACGAGUCCAAGUGCAGUGAAAUGUCCAUAUCGUAAUCCUUCUCCUUUUCCCAUCCUCCUCCCCAGAAGCAUUCUAAUAGAAGUUCCGUUUCGCCUUUUGUUUCCAUUCGAAAACUCCAACGACGCACACAACUGCCACGCUACGCGUUUUAGCGCGCAAACGGAACAUCCUGGCUGGGUCCUGCACGGAGUGUGACGGAGUGACACAGUGACGAAGUGACUGAGGAGAAUCAGAAUAUCAGCUGAAAGCCACUACGAGUGAGCCGUCUAGAAAGAGAACCACUACACAAGCGAGUAACCAAAUAACCGAACCACCACUGCACGUCAACGACACCACCGAUCGCAGCUCUAGCUGCCACACAGCACAACCGCCCAAAUUGUACAGAAGCCACGCCUCGCACGUAGAGCGACGUCCCAUCCCAAUCCCAGCAGCACGAUGGAUCUGAAGCACAGCGGCACUGGAGCGGCUGAGAACACUGAUUCCUAUAUAGCUGCCAGCAAUUCCACAGACAUGAUCACGCCCAAGGAGAUGGAGAGUAAGGGGGCCAGUAAGGUGGGAGUGGGCGUGACGGGUACGGGCAACGCUCCGCCAGAAGGCUACAAAGUCUACGCCCGUCGCUGGGCGGUGCUCAUUCUCUUUGUGUUCUAUUCAGCCUCGAAUGCCAUGCAAUGGAUACAAUACACCAUCAUCAACAACAUAAUCACACGCUACUAUGGCAUUAGCGAUAAAUGGGUGGACUGGACAUCCAUGAUUUAUAUGAUCCUGUAUAUACCGCUCAUAUUUCCUGGCAGUUGGUUCUUGGACAAAGUGGGUCUACGUAUAACCGCCCUAGUCGGCAUCGUUGGGACUUGCAUAGGGGCCUGGAUAAAGGUCUGUUCGGUGGAUCCGUCGCUCUUCUACGUGGGCUUCAUUGGCCAGGCGAUUGUGGCCUUUGCCCAGGUGUGCAUCCUGUCGCUGCCAGCCCGCUUGGCUGCCGUUUGGUUCGGACCCGAUCAGUGCUCCUCGGCCACCAGUGUGGGAGUGUUUGGCAAUCAGCUGGGCGUGGCAAUUGGCUUUGUACUGCCACCGAUGCUGGUACCGAACUCCGAGGAUCUGGAAACGGUGGGCAAGGAUCUGCAGAUGAUGUUUUACAUGGUGGCCGGACUCACCAGCGUGCUGCUCGUCCUGAUGGUGCUAUUCUUCCAGGACAAGCCACCGACCCCGCCGUCGGCGGCCCAGGAGGCUGCCCAGCGGCUAGAGGGUAUCGAAGCCGAGCAGGUCAGCUUUAUGCAGUCGCUAAAGAAUCUGAUUACCAAUCGCAACUUCAUCCUACUGCUGCUCUCCUACGGCAUCAAUGUGGGUGUCUUCUAUGCCAUCUCAACGCUGCUCAAUCCGGUGGUGCUCAAGUAUUAUCCCAACCAUGAGAUCGACGCUGGCCGCAUUGGCCUCAGCAUUGUUCUGGCAGGCAUGCUGGGCUCUGUGGUCUCUGGCAUUGUGCUGGACAAGACGCACAAGUUCAAGGAGACGACGCUGGCGGUGUACGCACUCUCCAUGGUGGGCAUGUGGAUAUUCACAUUCACCCUGGACACAGGACACAUAGCGGUGGUUUACCUAACAGCGUCGCUGCUGGGCUUCUUCAUGACCGGAUACUUGCCGGUGGGCUUUGAGUUUGGCGCCGAGCUAACGUUCCCCGAACCGGAGGGCACAUCUUCCGGGCUGCUGAAUGCCUCGGCCCAGACCUUUGGCAUUUGCUUCACACUCUUCUACUCGGAGCUCUUCACAGCGUUCGGAGACAUUGCCGCCAACACUACUAUGGCGGUGAUGCUGAUUGUGGGCACGAUUAUAACGGCCGCCACCCGGUCUGAUCUGCGGCGCCAGAACGCGCAAGCUGGCAGUGCGGCUGGCAACCCCUAAAUUCCCUCUCUACCCUCUUCCCCAGAAACACCACCCACACCCACACCCACACCACACACCCAACUAUCCUCAACCACACCAGCUCAGUGACAGGACCUGUCGACUGUUUUUAUGUAUAGUACGAGUAUUCUACGCAUAUCAAUUGUUUAACAUUUUUUAAUUUAUUUUAUUGUUUAUUGUUUACUGUAUGUACACUUCCUUUUUAGCCUUAAGUGUUGAAUUAUGAAAUGUUCAUUAAAAAUGCACACAAACAACACACACAACACACACACACACAUAUGAGUAAGCUUAGACAAUUAUUUUUAAAAUUUUAUAUUGGCCAAGGCGUUUAAGGUUUAGUAAGUAAUACAAUGACUUGCAUCGAAAUUCAACUUUAUCCAUUCUGUUGCAACAGUACCGACCAUGCCCCACCACCACACACUCAACAGAGGAUUCCACACAGAGAUACAAUGUUAUACAUAUAGAUAUAUUUAUCCCUCAGUAUUAUAGCCACCAAAUAAUGUAGAGAAUUACUUGUAUUGUAUUCCAAUCGGUCCAGGCAAUCCAAAGCAGGUACCUAAGC